Colletotrichum chrysophilum is the source of this 1533-nucleotide messenger RNA. RefSeq lists its product as uncharacterized. The transcript is spliced from 5 exons. NCBI's taxonomy places the organism in Eukaryota, Fungi, Ascomycota, Sordariomycetes, Glomerellales, Glomerellaceae. The record is from RefSeq and is a predicted model, not a curated record. Gene Ontology annotation, biological process: carotene catabolic process. Bases 1 to 1533 code for a protein of 510 amino acids. Gene Ontology annotation, molecular function: carotenoid dioxygenase activity.
AUGUCUGACGAAGAAACACCAACCCCUCCGCAGUGGGACACUUUCCAGCGACUAUGCCACAACACUCAAAUCGUUGCAUCGGAUCUCUCUGCGACCAUUGACAAGAAAAGGCAUACUCUGCCCAUUAGUAGCGAGUUACAAUUUGCGGUGGCCGACCACUUGUGCGCUCAGCCUGUUAACCAGCCCGGCCGUUUUGACGCUGAGAUCGCCUCGUGCGUCGUCCACGGAAACAUCCCCCAAUGCAUCGACGGGACGUUUUACCGCAUCAUCUGCGACUUUGUGUUUGCCAACCGUAAUGGACAUGACAUCUGGAUCAACGGCGAUGGUGCCGUGAACGCUUGGAGAAUUUCGAACGGCGUGGUCGAUUUCAAGCAGAAGUUCGUUCGGACCCCGCGGUUCAUCAUAGAGCGAGCGGCUCGGAAGCCUCUUUGGGGGACGUAUCGGAAUCCAUACGCUGGAGAUCCGCGCGUCUUUGACCAGAUUCAGUCCACGGGCAACACGCAUGUUCAGUGGUGGCAGAAGAAGUUGCUUGUCCUCAAGGAAGAUAGCCCGCCGUUGCUCGUGGACCCUGAUACAUUGGAUACGAUUGGGGUUUACGACUUCGAGGGCCAAAUGACGGCCAAGACGUUUUGCGCCCACCCCAAGACGGAUGUUUCCACUGGUGAGAUGCUCGGUUUCGGUAUGGAAGCUGCUGGGCUUGGUUAUGUUAUCUUCGGGAUGACGCCGCACGAGUUCGACUUGAAGCACAUGAAGGAGGCCAACGGAACUCAUUUUCGACGGAACCCUUUCCUUAACCACUACUGGGGCCACGUGAGUAACCAUUACGAGGGCAACGACGGCUGCAUUUAUAUCGACACCUUCCUCCACGACACUGAUGCACUCGGCGUCUUCCCCACCCAGCAUCCCGAACUCGAGUCUGCGCAAAACCCCGGCCACCGUCCUCCCGUGGGCAAGUUCGUCAGGUUCAAGAUCGACCCAACCGCCGAGACCACAGAGAUGGAGCCACCGAAAAUCAUCAGCGAUGUGGCCGGCGAGAUGGCUCGUUGCGACGACCGCUACACCACGAAGCCCUAUAACCACGCCUUCGGUUCCGGCGGCCCCACACCCCGGGGUUUCGGUGCCGUCCUACACAUUGACAUCGCCGCCGGAACCACGAAGAUGUGGAACGCAGGCCCGGAUGUGACGGUCGGAGAGCCAUGCUUUGUCCCCCGCUCGGCGGAUGCUCCGGAAGCGGACGGAUUCCUGGUCGUCUCCUGCCGCGACCACACCACGACCCUCGGAAACCUGGUGAUCCUGGACACGCGAGAUAUCCCGGCGGGCCCUGUGAGCAUAAUCCAGCUUCCGUUCAGAAUCCGAGAGGGUGUACAUGGUAAUUGGCUAAUUCCUACUUCCAAGGUUCCCGCUUCCGAUUUUGCUAGCAGAAAGCCACUGGUGGACUACGCCGGCGUUACUCCUAGUCUUCUAAAGGAGUUCGGGACUGGGGCUCCCGUUCCGUACAACGACUUGGCUACCAGGGCCGUGAAGAUGCGAUAG